CGAAGGACAAUAUACCUGAAGAAAACGCAAUUGGAUCUCUUGCAGCUCCGCAAUGAAACUGCGUCCUCCUGAAUACGAGGGCGGAGGUUUGACUAACAGUGCUGCUACUGUCUUUAUCUGACACUACAGGUAUUGUCGCCCGUUCCUGUGUGUUUGGUGAUGCUGCUCGACAGUAUGAGGCCAAGCGGAGCUCUAGUGACUGUGAUGCUGCUUGUGUUGGUGCAGCUCAUCUGUGUCAAACCAGUUAACGCUGAAGAAUCAGUGACUGUCAUCCCUGCAGAGAGCCGACCAUGUGUUGACUGUCAUGCCUUUGAGUUUAUGCAGAGAGCCUUGCAAGACCUGAAGAAAACAGCUUUCAACCUGGACUCACGGACGGAAAGUUUGGUACUGCGGGCUGAGAAGAGGGCUCUGUGUGACUGUAUGCCUGCCAGCAGCCUGCGCUGAAAUCCAGAUGUAAACACUGCACUCAGCCAUAGAAAUCUAUGUACCUAAUAGAUAUUACCUGCUCUUAUGCUCAUACACUCUCUCUACGUAGCAUCAUAGCAUUCAUGGACACAUGACUUCUCUUUGUACAAUUGAACAUACACAUUAUAAAUACACAUUCCUGACUAAAGAGUCAACUCAACAUUCCACGGUAAAAAAUAAAUAAAUUACAAAGCCAAUAUUGAGAAGUACAUUCAUAUUAGAGCAGCAGCUCUAAUACAAUGAAUGUUGCAUGUGUGAAGAUGGGUGAAUGUUUCCUCUCCAGGCACCAUGCACUGCUAAAUAUACAGCAAACAUUAAAUACAUCAGACUUUAUUUGCACGGUAGAAUGUAUUUUUUCACACUUUACAUUGCAUUUCUUAUGUGUUAUAGGAAUAUAUGAUUAACAGUUACACCAGAUUAAAUAUUUCUUGAAACAAUAAUUAAGCAAAUACUAAUUUAGAUAGAAGAGAAUGUGAACCUUUCUGGAAUAUCAGUUUUUAAAUGUAGCUCUUUAGGAGUUGUCUUAAGGUUUGCUUCAAGAUGAUUAGAUAACCAUGGGUGAUUAGAAAAGGCCCUGCAUUUAAAGUGAUAAUAGUGUAGCAUUUUUAUAUGGGGAGGUUUGUAAAUCCAAAAUGUAUGUGUGUCUUUAAAAAAUAUGAUUAUAGUAGUUGGUAUAAAACGAUUCUGAAAAGGAAACAAAAAAAGAUGGUUUUAUAUAUAUAUAUAUAUAUAUAUAUAUAUAUAUAUAUAUAUAUAUAUAUAUAUAUA
Myxocyprinus asiaticus (Chinese sucker) is the source of this 1233-nucleotide messenger RNA. RefSeq names its product neuropeptide-like protein C4orf48 homolog. The transcript has 4 exons. Bases 160 to 444 code for a protein of 94 amino acids. The record is from RefSeq and is a predicted model, not a curated record. NCBI's taxonomy places the organism in Eukaryota, Metazoa, Chordata, Actinopteri, Cypriniformes, Catostomidae.